AUGCCUAUAGACCUCAACAACCAAACCAUACAAGUCCCGGAUUCUAAGAGACCUGGUCAAACAGCCAUCUACCGAAAUUCAAGCUUUCCUGAACUCAUUGAAUCUGUAAAGCCAGAGAUAAAAACAACUUAUGAUAUUUUUGCGAAUGGUUUGUCCAUAUCGAGAAAUAAGCCAUGCUUCGGACGCCGUCCAUUAAUAAACGCACAGACCGGCGAAUAUGGUCCUUAUGAGUGGGAAACUUACCAAGAAGUUUCUGAUCGAAUCGACAAUUUCGGUUCUGGUCUUCUGGACUUAUUCGAAAACACCUUGAAUAUAAAAGACAGCAAAGCCCAUCCAGUUGGAAUAUGGUCUGUCAAUCGCCCUGAGUGGACUAUUACAGAUAUCACCUGUAGUGCCUAUUCACUCUUUAUUGUGGCACUAUACGACUCACUCGGUCCCGAAGCUGUUGAAUAUGCGAUCAAUCACUCCGAACUUCAGAUUGUCGUUUGCUCAAUCGAACAUAUCCCAAAACUCUUAAAAAUAAGCGAGAAAAUCCCCAGUCUCAAGGUGAUCAUCUCAUUAGAUCCAUUCGAGGGUCCUGGUUCCAUCAUAUCUACUCUAGACACCGAUAUUAUUGCUAUGGCUGCAGAAAAGAACAUCCACCUGGUCGAGUUCAAAGCGGUAGAAAAAUUAGGCGAGACAAAGAAGAAACCUCAUCGUUGUGCAGCACCAGACGACCUAACUUGUAUUAUGUACACAAGUGGAACAACAGGUUUACCAAAGGGUGCCAUGAUAACCCAAGAUAAUUGUGUGAUUUCUGUGUCUGCAAUAUACUUGCGCUACUGCCCAAAACAAACCGACAUCAGUAUUUCUUAUCUUCCUUUGGCACAUAUUUUUGCACGUUUGGCGGAUUGGAUGUUGAUUUUGGCAGGCUCACAAAUUGGUUAUUUCCGCGGCGAUAUGAGCCUAUUGAUGAACGACAUCCAGACACUGCAACCAACCUUUAUGAUCAUCGUUCCCCGUUUGUUGAAUCGAAUCUACAGCAAUAUUGCGCAGGCAACAAUACUAGCUCCUGGUAUCAAGGGUGCUAUUGCUCGUAAAGCCGUUUCGGCCAAAAUCGAGCGUCUUUCAAGCGGUGGUGGUGUCAACCACGCAUUCUGGGAUCCACUGAUUUUCAACAAGAUUAAGUCCGUGCUGGGUGGCAGAGUUCGUACCAUGAUUACUGGUGCUGCGCCAAUUGCCAAUGAUAUUCUUCAAUUUAUGCGAAUCGUUCUUGGGUGCUCACUUGUCGAAGGCUAUGGUGCAACAGAAACAUCUGCAGCUGCAACCGGACAGGAUCUCACAGAGUACACAGCUGGCCAUGUUGGUGCGCCCUUCCCAGCAAAUGAAAUCAAAUUAGUAGAUAUACCAGAUAUGAAUUACUUGUCAACCGACAAACCUUUCCCUCGUGGUGAAGUGUGUGUGCGCGGUAGAAAUAUAUUUAUUGGAUACUACAAAGACGAAGAGAAGACUCGAGAGGUACUGGAUAGCGAAGGAUGGUAUCACACUGGCGAUGUUGGCGCAAUUAAUGAACGUGGCUGUCUCCGACUGAUUGAUCGCAAAAAGAACAUCUUCAAGCUGGCUCAGGGAGAAUAUAUUGCUCCUGAGAAAAUUGAAAAUAUUUACGUCAAAGAACCGCUUGUGUCUCAGAUCUUUGUUCACGGCGAUUCGCUGCAACCCUGUUUGGUGGCUGUAAUUGUACCAGAUCCAGUCGCAUUGAAUAAAUUAGCACAACAAGUUGUUCCGGAAGAAACCCUUGAUUAUCAGGGUCAGUGUGACAACCCUGCCAUUCAAGAAGCCGUCUUGACUCAGCUAAAUUACGCAGCUAAAAAAGGAGGCUUGCUUGGAUUUGAAAUGGCCAAAGCCAUCUAUCUGGAAACCGACCCAUUUUCAACUGAGAACGAUAUCUUGACACCGAGUUUCAAGCUCAAGCGCCAUCAGGCCAUGAUUCAUUACGAGAAGCGGAUUGCAGAGCUAUAUGGCAAAUUGGACAUCAAGAAUGAAAAGGCAAUUUUCAACAAACAACAACAAUAGUAAUAAUAAUAAUUUAAAAGCUUAGUAAAUAGCUAGAAGUAAUACGGUACAUUUUUAAUAUGAAAAUAUAAACAUAUAAACAUAUAUACAUAUUUUAUGAUUUAUACAUCUAUACAUUACAAAUUU
Phycomyces blakesleeanus NRRL 1555(-) is the source of this 2178-nucleotide messenger RNA. RefSeq lists its product as hypothetical. Gene Ontology annotation, molecular function: long-chain fatty acid-CoA ligase activity. Gene Ontology annotation, biological process: long-chain fatty acid metabolic process. Lineage: Eukaryota; Fungi; Mucoromycota; Mucoromycetes; Mucorales; Phycomycetaceae. The transcript is spliced from 4 exons. The record is from RefSeq and is a predicted model, not a curated record. Bases 1 to 2052 code for a protein of 683 amino acids. Gene Ontology annotation, cellular component: endoplasmic reticulum; membrane.